Molecule: messenger RNA, 633 nt
Organism: Symbiodinium natans
Lineage: Eukaryota; Dinophyceae; Suessiales; Symbiodiniaceae
Source: the annotation of a GenBank genome assembly
AUGACCUGGAAGAUACUCCAGGCCUUCUCAGAUUGCUACUUGGCCUGGGACCCGGUGUUGAACCCGAUGCGUGUCCCCAAUUUCGCCUUCGCCUGGCUUGAGCUCAUCAGCCACAAGAUCUUCAUGCCUCGCAUCUUGAACAUCCCGGCGCGUCGGGGCUGGCUACUGUUCCAUCGCCUGUUCAUGGGCUUGCUGAACUUCAUCGGCCCCUACUUGAGUCGCAUCAAGAUGUCGGAGACUUGCAAGUCGCUCUACAAGUUUGCCCUGCGCACGCUGCUGGUGCUCUUGCACGACUAUCCCGAGUUUCUCGCGGACUAUCACCACGCCUUCUGUGACGUCAUCCCUUGGCAGUGUGUCCAGAUCCGCAACUUGAUCCUGGCAGCCUUCCCGCAGAACAUGAAGCUGCCUGAUCCCUUCACGCAGAACUUGAAGGUUGAUCAACUCCCGGAGAUCAAGAUGGCGCCGGUGAUCCACUCCACCUACAUGUCCAAGAUGAUGAUCUCGGGAUUGAAGGCGGACGUUGAUCAGUACAUCCGUACGAAGGACAAGAGUCACCUCAAGACCAUCAUGUCGAAGCUGUUGCUGGAAGACCAGAAGCUUGCGAUCGACAUGGGGACAAAGCUUGGCUCCUAG